Molecule: messenger RNA, 3402 nt
Organism: Oryza sativa Japonica Group (Japanese rice)
Lineage: Eukaryota; Viridiplantae; Streptophyta; Magnoliopsida; Poales; Poaceae
Source: RefSeq, a predicted model, not a curated record
UUGAAACCGUGCGACCCUGAAGCCCGCGGCCACGAUGCCCCCGCCGUGGCCGCCGGCCGCGCCGCCGCCGGCCUGCGCGCGCUCGCUCGCUGACCUCCUCGUCGCGCUCUCCGCCGCCCGCGCGCUCCCCAAGGGGCAGCAGCUCCACGGGCAUCUCCUCAAGGCAGGCCACCUCCCCGCCACCGCCUCCUCCCACGCGCCCAUCGCCCACCACCUCCUCACCUUCUACGCCCGCUGCGCGCUCCCCGGCGACUCCCUCUGCGCCUUCCUCGACCUCCCCGCGCCGCCAUCCCCGGCCGCGUGGUCCUCCCUCAUAUCCUCCUUCUCACAGAACGGCCUCCCCGCCGCCGCGUUCGACGCCUUCCGCCGCAUGCUCGCGGCCGGCGUCCCCGCCACCGACCGCAACAUUCCCUCCGCCGCCAAGGCGGUCGCAGCCGCGGAAGACUCCUCGCGCCCGCCUCUUGCCCCGCACGCGCUCCAUGGACUCUCCGCCAAGACACCGUUCGCCGGCGACGUGUUUGUCGGGUCGUCGGUGCUUGACAUGUAUGCCAAGUGCGGGCACCUUGCCGACGCCCGCCGGCUAUUCGAUGAAAUGCCGAAGCGGAAUGUCGUCUCCUGGUCUGCUCUCAUAUGUGGGUACGCUGAUGCUGGGAUGCAUUCCGCGGCGAUGGAGAUCUUCCGCUUAGCACUUGAGGAGGCAGUGCCGGUUAAUGACUUCACAGUUUCGUGCAUUCUUCGCGUGUGUGCUGCAGCAACACUCUUUGAGCUUGGUGCUCAGGUGCACGCCCGAUCUAUAAAGACAGCUCUAAAUGCAUCACCGUUUGUGGGUAGCUCGCUUGUUUCUCUUUACUCAAAAUGUGGCCUUGUGGAGUGUGCAUACCAGGUGUUUGGUGAAGCACCUGAGAGAAACCUUGGAAUUUGGAAUGCGGGGCUCAAUGCAUCUGCUCAGCAUGGUCAUACUACUGCAGCAUUUCAACGGUUUAUGGAUAUGCAAAAUGCUGGAUUUCGUCCCAACUCCAUCACGUUCCUGUCUUUGAUCACUGCUUGUAGCCAUGCUGGUCUUGUUGAUGAGGGAAAGAGAUAUUUUUCCCUCAUGAAAGAGUACAGAAUUGAGCCGCAGGCUGAGCAUUAUGCUGCAAUGGUUGACCUACUUGGCCGUGUAGGACGUAUAAGUGAAGCACUAGGCCUUAUUGAGUCAAUGCCCAUGGAGCCACCUGAGUAUGUCUGGGGUGCACUCCUUAUGGCAUGUCGCAUGUUUAAGGAUGCUGACGCUGCAGCAAUUGCUGCAAAGAGGUUGUUUGAGACAGGGUCACGAAGCUCUGGUGCACAUAUGCUCUUGUCAAGCACGUAUGCAGCUGCAGGAAGGCAUAUGGAUGCAGCACUUGCGAGGAAAGCAAUGCGUGAUGCAGGUGUACGUAAAGAGACUGGACUAAGCUGGCUGGAAGCUGCAGGGGAGGUACAUACCUUUGUGUCAAAUUGCAGGAGACAUCCAAGAAGCAACGAAAUUUACAAUGUGCUGGAGAAAGUUGGUGAGAAGAUGGAGGCAGCUGGUUAUGUAGCAGAUACAAGUGCAGUGGUUAAGGAUGUGGACAAGGAUGAGAAGCAGGCAACAAUGAGGUAUCAUAGUGAAAGGCUAGCAAUAGGUUUGGGGCUUCUGAUUGUUCCAGAAGGUGUACCAAUACGAGUUAUGAAGAACCUACGAGUUUGUGAUGAUUGCCACAAUGCAGUUAAGUAUCUCAGUAAGUGUACAGGAAGGAUUGUAAUUCUCAGGGAUAACCGUCGGUUUCACCGGUUUGAGGAUGGGGUAUGCUCUUGUGGGGAUUUCUGGUGAUAUAUCUUCUGAUGUACCUCAUUCUCAUUCAUCAUGUUUUUCUGGUCAGGCAUUUUAGAUUAUAUUUCUUCAGGAAAUAGAUCUUUACAGGUUCAGUGGCUGGUAUGAAACACAAAUCUAUUGCCAUGCUGUUUUGGCACAGAAAAAAACAUGCCAUAACCUUCAAGCUGAAACAGCUGGACUCAGCCAUGGUUCUAUAAAUAAAACAGGACAUCGGUCAUGAUAUGUUAGGCUCAGUUUAAUAAUCUGAAUAACAGUUUCACUGCACGAUAGUUGAGACUGUUCUGAUGCUUCGUUGUGCAUAGAAGAAUGAUUGAUGUAUCAGGAGAAGCUACAUACAAGUUUCCAUACACCAGUUUGAGAGUCACCAUAAUACAUCAGCAUGGUACAGUUCAGUCCGUUACACUAUAAUCAUAUAAACUUUUCUUUUAUAAUGUCUGUCAUUCUAUAGUAUUAUCAAUUAUAAUUGUAUUAUUUCUUUGGUACUAAGUCAUAACUUUUCUUUUAUAAUGUCUGUCAUUCUAUAGUAUUAUCAAUUAUAAUUGUAUUAUUUCUUUGGUACUAAGUCAUCUACUUUGAGAAAGAUAAACUUCUAUAUCUUAAAUAGAACAGCAAAACUCAGUUUAGAUCAAAAUGAAAAAUUAUUGUGGCCCUGUUUGGAUAUUAGCUAAACAAUGCAAUGUGAACUGAAAGUAGCAUUAGCUUUAUUUUUCAGGCACUGGUACAUCUGUUGAAAUUUGUUAGGCCAAGACUUAAAGGACCUUGACCAGCUAGGCAGCUAGACCCAUAUUCAGAAAGGUGCAAUGGAGUGGCUGCUAAGCUCAUAUUGGUUUUCCUUGCCUAAUUCUGGUGAUGAGUGUUGCAAAAUACUCCUUUACAAAUGUGCCUUUCCUGGAUGAUGUUGCCAAUAACAGUGAAAAAUGGUGGUUACAUACAUCAUAACUCUGUAGAUGGCUCUUCACAAACAGAACUUUUGGCUGUAUGGUCAUGGUCUAUAUUAUUCUAUUAAGGAUAUAGUCAAGAUUACGAUUAUACAUAUGGUUAGUAAUCAUUGGAACUAAAGGUUUUAAUAUGAAAUGCUUUGGUUAGUAAACAUGGUACUAAUGGAUGCUUCUAUUGGAGAAUACUUCAAAUACCAAACAGUACGCGUAUAAACUUCUGCCAUUUAUUGGAGAAAAAUCUUCUACAGAAGAUGCUGCUCAUUUCUGGUUGCAACUGGUGAACCCCACCCCCUCUCUUCAGAGGCACACAAAGAUUUGGUGUGCUGGGUAGUGUCAGGUGGCAUUUCUUUAUGAAUAUGAUGGAGUUCUCCACUUCUCCUUUAGGCCUUAUUUGAUCCGUGCAAGUUUCUUCAUGCUUUGAAAUCCAGGAUGGAUGGUUGCCAAGUUGGGCGGUUGAUUGGUAGGGAAGAGAAUGACAGGGAGCUCAUCUUCUACAUGCUUAUGGAACUGCAGAUUUGAUGGAGAGGAUAGCAACCUAGAAUCAUACACACACACACACACACACACACACAUAUAUACCCAGACGCCCAGUGGAAUAUGAAGUUGCAAGCUUUUGUGGCUUGUAAGUAC